CAAGUGUCUGUCACUGAUCAAGGACAACAAGGUGAUCGGAGGUAUAUGUUUCCGCAUGUUUCCAACACAAGGUUUCACAGAGAUUGUGUUCUGUGCUGUCACAUCCAACGAACAAGUGAAGGGCUAUGGGACCCAUAUGAUGAAUCAUUUAAAGGACUAUCACAUCCGACAUAGUGUUCUCCACUUCCUCACAUUUGCUGAUGAAUAUGCCAUCGGUUAUUUCAAAAAGCAGGGCUUUUCGAAAGAUAUUAAGAUGAAUAGGUCAGCCUACCUUGGCUACAUCAAAGACUACGAGGGAGCAACGCUUAUGGGCUGUGAACUAAACCCAAGAAUCUGUUACACUGACUUCUCCAGUGUCAUCAGAAAACAAAAGGAGAUAGUGAAGACCAUUAUAGAGAAGAAACAGGAACAGCUACAGAAGGUAUACCCUGGCCUGACCUGCUUUAAGGAGGGCGUGCGACAGAUACCAGUUGAGAAUAUACCAGGUCUACAUGAUCUUGGCUGGAAGCCCCCUGUUGAUAAAAACAAAGAGACACCUGUCGAUGGUGAACAACUGCACUCAACAAUCAAAACAAUACUACAGCAAGUUAAGUCCAAUGCCAGUUCCUGGCCUUUCCAGAAGCCUGUUGACAAAUCUGAAGCACCAGACUACUACGACCAUAUCAAAUUUCCUAUGGAUCUGAAAACAAUGACUGAAAGAUUAAAAAAUCGUUACUACUGUAACAAACGACUCUUUAUCGCCGACAUGACCAGGAUCUUCACAAACUGUCGAGCCUAUAACAAACCAGACACUGAGUACUACAAGUGUGCUAACACAUUAGAGAAAUUCUUCUGUACAAAAAUGAAGGAGGCUGGUCUGAUAGAAAAGUGAAACUGUUAUAGUGGGUGGGGAUAGGGACUUUAAAUGAAGGUGAUGUAGAUACUGAUACAUUCACUGGAGCAAGAUUCUGACAUUUUAAUAUUGAGAUCUGAAUAUGCAAAUGUGAUUGAUAUACUUCAUUACAGUAGUAAGUUACAUGGUCAGCUGUACUAUUAAGAUAAAAUUAGACAAAAAUACCGAUGUCUCUCAUGUUGAGAUAUUUAGAACGCAAAACAUUAACAGUAUUCAUGACUUUUCAUUACUAUAAAGCAAUAAUGGUAUUACAAAAUAUCAGAACAUGAAAAUAGUUUUAUGUCAGCCUAAGAUUUGAUAUUGUUUUAUUUUAACUCGGGAAGUACAAUCAGUUUUUUUUUUAUAUAUUUUAAGUUUUUGCAAGUGUAGGUGCAAGUCUGACAGUCUGUGUUGAAUCUGUGUGUAUGUGUGGUAGGUCCACAAAAGAAAUGCAUGUUUGAUGUGGAGCAUGUUUGUAAGAUAGAAUCAAUAUGUGAGUGAAUGUUUGGAUGUGGAAUGAAGAAUGUCAGUAUUUAAAGGAGUAAAUGAAUUACUUGGGUGUGUUGUCGAUAUGUCAGCUUUCCCAGAUUUCUAGACCAGUCCAAGUUGCAAAUUUUAGUCAGUUUGGCCAUUCUGGCUACCAUUAUAUCAACAUAUAUGGUCAGUGUUUACUUUGAAGUUAAGGCAGCUUUCAUGAUACCCAAUUGAUACGGACUGGGAAGCAAGGAUUUAAUCCAUGAUAAACAAAUGCACCUGUACUGGAUGUUGGCUAUGUUAUAUGUCAAUAUGUCAAAAAAAACCCUGAAAAUGCAAGGUUUCAGAAUUUCCUUUCAAACAUAAAAUAAUGAAAUUAUAAUAAGAUGUGUUCUAUUUGCCCAAACUGGAUACAAUGAUAUUUCCUGAUAUAUGAAUGUACACUGACUAUGUUUGUUGCAGCAAACUCUGAAACUAGUGAUAGUUUUAGACAGGUACAGGAUGAUUAUUCCUAAAGUCUAGCCUCGAUUCUAGUCAGUGCCUGGUAUUCAGCUGGUUCAGCCAUUUCAACACCAUACAUGAAAUUGACCUUAGUUAUCUUUAAAUGCUAUAUCCUUGUGUCAACAUUGUCCUUAAACAAUGAUACUAGAUCAUAUACUUCUAUAUCUUGGUGUCCUUAAAAAAAAAACAAAAAACACACCAAAAACCAUGGACAUUAAACAGUGAUUUUAAGUCACCUGGUGCUAUAUCCUGUUGUCAGCAUUGACAGUUGACAGUGAUUUUAGGUCAUAUAUAGAGAAUACAUUGUCAGUGUCUUAAAUACAACCUGUAUUUUGGUGAGGGUGAAGAAAGACAAAAGUGGCAAGCCAUUUAUUCUAUUUAUUCCACAACUUUGACUACAAAUCCGACCAUCAAAACUUCAACAGUUUUUUGUUCAAUCUUUAUUUACCUGAUAUUGAUGUUUUGCUGAAUUUUGACUAUUAUUUAUGUAUGCCAAAAUAAUUGCUCUGUGCAGAAAUAUAGUUCCUAACUUCAAUGGAUAAAAUAACCUUGCUAUUACAUCAUGUAAAAUUGCGUACCACAACAUUUCAACAGCUACUUUUGUUUAAUGUAAUUUCAAAGUAAAUUCUGAAAUUGAUUCUGUCAAAUUCACACACAUGCUAAAAUACAUCUGUUUUCCGUCACUGCUGAAUACAGCAAAAAUAUAUGUGGCAGAAGUAUUCCGACAAUGGCGCUGCCAGUUGCAGGAUAAAGUGCUGUAUCCUGUUCAUAUUAUGCAGUGAUUCUAGGUCACCUGUUGCUUUAUCCAGGUGUCAACACCGAGUGAUUCUAGGUCACCUGUAGCUGUAUCCAGGUGUCAACACUGACAGGGUUCUAGGUCACCUGUAGCUGUAUCCAUGUGUCAACACUGACAGGGUUCUAGGUCACCUGUAGCUGUAUGCAUGUGUCAACACUGACAGGGUUCUAGGUCACCUGUAGCUGUAUCCAGGUGUCAACACUGGCAGUGAUUCUAGGUCACCUGUAGCUGUAUCCAGGUGUCAACAUUGAUACAGGGCAGUGAUUCUAGGUCGCAUGUUGCUUUAUCUUCUCACCAACAUUGACAUUAGGCAGUGAUUUUGAUCACCUGUUGCUAUAUCCUAAUGUCUUGGGAUUUGAGAAGGCUUGUCAUAGAUGCAAUGUGUGCUUACAAUGUUUUACACAGGUGCAGCCAUUAUUGUGGUUCUUAAACAUUAUUUUUUAACACUGUAAGAUCUCCUUGCCAUUUUAUAGCAUAAUCUGUUGACAGUUAAUAUGCAAGGGAUGAUUGGUGAACAGUGAUUCAUCAUUAUAGUGUGUAUUGCUGUAAAAAAUAGUAAGUAUGGUGGAAUCUUGGCUUGUGUAAAUGUGUUGAAUCAAUUGCAAUACAACCACAAUGAAUCAAGUAUGAAGAAUGCAUCACUUCAAGCAGGUUCUUCAAUCUGCAUGUAUUAGAUUAACUUUGAAUCUACCAACCUGAAAAUAUCAAGAUAUGUAAAAGAAAUUUGGAAUCAGUGGGAUACCUCGAUACUGAAGGACUGUUAUAUUGGCAUGGUCUCCAGUGAUGGGCCAGGACACGUCUCACCAUCAAGAAAUUACACAUGUAUUUCUGUUAUUGGUAUCAAUGAGACUUCAUCAUCAAGUUAUCAUCCUUCAUUCAUUUUGAGAUUUUUUUCUCUUAAAUUUCAU
Messenger RNA from Ylistrum balloti, 3550 nucleotides. RefSeq names its product histone acetyltransferase KAT2B-like. Bases 56 to 871 code for a protein of 271 amino acids. The transcript is spliced from 7 exons. Lineage: Eukaryota; Metazoa; Mollusca; Bivalvia; Pectinida; Pectinidae. The record is from RefSeq and is a predicted model, not a curated record. Gene Ontology annotation, molecular function: histone H3 acetyltransferase activity; protein binding. Gene Ontology annotation, biological process: positive regulation of transcription by RNA polymerase II; chromatin remodeling. Gene Ontology annotation, cellular component: histone acetyltransferase complex.